CCUUUAAGCAUGCUCCAUUCCAAUCUAACUGGCCUGCUAACUGUUCCUUGAACUGAACAUUCCAUCUCUCACCUCUGGGCACUUGCAUUAAUGGUGUCCAGUGGCUGGAAUCAUUCCCCCCUCAUUUCUGCCUUUCAGAAAACUUUCUUCCAGGCUCCGCUCAGCUUUGACAUUGUAAAGCAUUGGAAAAAAAAAAAAAAACCCUGGAGACUGGCACUGAAGUAAGGUGUGCUUGAAACGACUUUCUUUUUCUGAAGAAGAAACUUUUGGGAGGAGGGGGACCUGGAAAAUGACAGAAGUGAAGAGAAAAAAGAAUAGUGUGGUAUGGAGGAAGAUAAACUCCUUCCACUGUGCAGACAUUAAACAGUGGUGUCGAAGGCGACUGCCAAUUCUGGAAUGGGCACCACGCUACAACCUGAAGGAAAAUUUGAUUCCGGACACAGUGUCGGGGAUAAUGCUGGCAGUCCAGCAGGUGACACACGGAUUGGCCUUUGCUAUUCUCUCUUCUGUCCACCCAGUAUUUGGCUUAUAUGGCUCUCUGUUUCCAGUCAUUAUAUAUGCCAUCUUUGGAAUGGGGCGCCAUGUUGCAACAGGGACCUUUGCUUUGACUUCAUUAAUAUCUGCCAAUGCGGUUGAGCGUCUGGUUCCUCAGGCCAGCCAGAACUUCACCACCUACAGCAACUCAGGUGUACUGGGUUUAUCUGAAUUUGAGAUGCAAAGGAUUGGAGUUGCUACAGCUGUUACAUUCUUGGGAGGAAUCAUUCAAGUCGCCAUGUUUGUGCUGCAUCUGGGCAGUGCCACAUUCUUGCUAACAGAACCCGUGAUCAGUGCAAUGACAACUGGAGCUGCCACUCAUGUUGUGACCUCACAAGUCAAGUUUCUCCUUGGAUUGAAAAUGCCCUAUAUCUCAGGCCCAUUGGGAUUCUUUUAUAUCUAUGCCUACGUCUUUGAAAACAUCAAGUCGGUUCAAUUAGAAGCACUGCUGCUGUCCUUGUUGAGCAUCGUGGUGCUUGUUCUCGUUAAAGAACUCAAUGAACAGUUUAAAAGCAAAAUUAAAGUUGUCCUUCCUGUCGAUUUAGUUUUGAUUAUUGCUGCGUCAUUUGCUUGCUAUUUUGCCAACAUGGAAUAUACCUAUGGAUUGGAUGUUGUGGGACGUAUUCCAUAUGGAAUUCCUUCACCCAGGGCACCCCCAAUGAAUAUCCUUUCCAAAGUUGUCAUUGAAGCUUUUGGAGUUGCUCUAGUUGGCUAUGUAGUCUCACUAGCCCUUGCCCAAGGUUCUGCCAAAAAAUUCAAAUAUUCAGUUGAUGACAACCAGGAAUUUUUGGCUCAUGGCCUCAGCAAUGUCAUUGCUUCCUUUUUCUUUUGUAUACCGAAUGCUGCAGCCACAGGGAGAACAGCAGGCCUCUAUAGCACUGGAUCAAAGACACAGGUGGCCAGCCUAAUAUCUUGUAUUUUGGUCCUGAUCGUUAUCUAUACAGUAGCACCAUUGCUUUACUGGUUGCCCAUGUGUGUUCUUGCAAGUACCAUUGUUGUGGGACUAAAAGGGAUGCUAAUACAAUUCCGGGACUUAAAAAAAUAUUGGAAUGUGGAUAAAAUAGAUUGGAGCAUCUGGGUCAGCACCUACAUAUUUACAGUAUGUUUUGCUGCUAACGUGGGACUUCUCUUUGGUGUUGUCUGCACCAUAGCUGUUGUGAUUGUGCGUUUCCCAAGAGCCAAGACACUGAGUCUGAAAAAUAUGAAAGAAUUGCAAUAUAGAGUGAAGACAGAAGUCGAGGGUGAAAAUUCACAACAGGUGAAAAUGAUCUCAAUAAACAAUCCACUUAUUUUCCUGAAUGCGAAGAAGUUUCAUGCUGAUUUAAUGAACACAAUCCAGAAGGAUAAUGCCAAUAACCAGUCACCUGAUGAUAUCAACAAGUGUGAACAAAACACGUUGCUCAAUUCCACAUUCAAUGGUACCUGUAAUGGGGAAACACCUCAGCCCUAUCCUAACGAAAAAUGUUCUGUGAUACUGGACUGCACUGGUGUGACCUUCUUUGACUAUACUGGAGUGUCUACUCUUGUUCAGGCUUACACGGAUUGCAAAAGCCAAAAUAUUGACUUCUUAUUAGCAAAUUGCACAGCUUCCUUGAAAAAAGCAGUGCAAUACUGUGGACACCUAGAGCCAGACAAACACAUUUUUUUUGAAUCAGUAUCUGCUGCAAUUGGUGCCAUCCAUUUAAAUAAGAAUUUGAGCAAAUUCAGUGACCACAGUGAAGUUUGAGGCCAGUGUUACAGCUCAUCUCCUCUCUUUAAGCAAGUCAUGGCAUUCUCAACGGGAUCUUUUGUUGUUAUUGAACUCCUGCAGGCAACACUUUUUUAGACCAAAUGUGACAAAGAUAUUCAGUAACUGAGUAAUUACUGGUCUAUUUACCAAAAAAAAGGUUUUGUUUUGUUUUGUUUUAGUGUUGGUUAUUCUUUAGCAACAUUUUAAUAGAGAAAUUAUAUGUAUAAGAAUAUCACUUUGAAAGAUGAACUUAAAAUCUUGGCCUGUCACUAUCAUUUUGUAUAUUGUUUUAAUUGUUUCAUUAAAAGUUAAUUUGCAAAGUACAGGUACAUGUUUCUCUUGGAAUAACACAUGAAAAGCCCUUGUCCAUCCCCUGUAAAACUACAGGAAGUUUUCUCUCUAGGCCAUAUGUAGCCAUUUCAACUAAGUGCCUUUCUCUCCUACAAAACAAGCCAUUCUAAAGCAGCAAAUAUGUAAGAUCAACUUUUGUUAUCUUUAUAGUUAACCAAAGAUUGUAUCUAUUGAUGUAGAUCCUAGAUUCUUAGGGUUGGAAGGGACCAGAGGACCUGAGGUCGUCUCAUCUCUGCUGCUUAAUAAACCUGGGUGACCUUGAUCAGCUCAUCUAACCUUUUGUCUCAGUUUCCUCCUCUGUAAAAUGAGGAGGCUGGAAUAGAGAGUCCCUGAGAUUCCCUCUAGCUCGGUACCUAUGGUCCUAUGAUUUUGUGAAGCAUGAAUGCUUGCUCCAACUGUGAAAGCCACUGGACAUUAAUGAGAGCAAAGAAUGAAUAAUUGUCAAGGAAAAACCCUCUCGUCCUUUCCGCCUUCACCCUGUAUCUAGUACAAUUUGGAUAGUUUGAACUGUUGAGAAGUUUGUGUAGCCAUGCAAAGGCAAAUAGAGUUAUGGGAUCAGUUACUUUAUUUUUUGUGGGCAUUAAACAGAUACCCAGGAUCUCCAAUUUCAAGAAUUACAAUUGGGGCUAUGUUGCUGUAUAAUGUAAUAAUUUCUGAUUUCGUGUAACUCUCUAAAGUUUGCAAACUAUUGUGUAUAUAGGAUCUCAUUUGAGCCCUUUCCCCUUUCUCUACAAUAUUACUGUUUCCUGAGUGAUUAGUAUCCUGAGGUUUAAGUAUUAUUAGCCCCGUUUUAUAGAUGAAGAAUCUGAGAUUCAGAAGAAUGAGGUGUCUUGAAUAUUAUGACAUGGCUACGAUGUGUCAAGAGUAGGAUAUUCAAGCCAAGCCUUCCUUAUUUGAAAUCCAGCUUUCUUUCUGCUCUGUCAUGCUGCCUAAAUUUAGUUUGGUCAGUGCCAAAGAAUGUGGACAUUCCACAUCUAAUCUUUGAGAAUUGAUAUGGGCUCUGGAAGCAAGAAUACCACCAUGAAAUUAUAUUUAUGAGUUGGAAAGACCUUUGACAUCAUCUAUGUGAAGUUGGAAAAAUAAAUUGAAACCCAAGGAGUUGAUGUGACUUUUCAGAGACCAUCAGUCUCAUAUUAGUUGUUAAUUCUUUCAUUUCAAGGAUAUCUGUAAUUCCUACAAAUAUGAGAGUUUGGGACAGAUGAUCCUUUAGGGGACUUUUCUAUUUCCCAACGGCAAUUCGCAUCAUGAUAUUUUCUUUUUUACCAGAGAAAACUUGGUAUUAUGAUGCCUUGCAAAUCCAUUGACCUGAAAGGAUAAAGGGCAAAUAACUAUCAUAAGCUAAACUGAGCUACAUAAAUUAUUCAUAUUUUGAAUAUAUAUUCACACAUAUAUAUGUAUAUAGAGCCUCACAUGUCUCUCUAGCUAUUGGUUUAUGUAAGAAGCAUAUUCAUUUAGUAAGGUAGCAGGCAUAAAAACAGUCAACACUGAAAGCUUUUGGAGAUGUAGCCUUCUUAGAAAGAACUUGGUGGCUUAGCAUAAUUCCAAAUACUUUCAAAUAAAAUAAUUAAGGAGCAGCUCGUGGAUCAGAGUAAGAGUGCAUGUUUAGAUAACAACAUCACAAAGUAAGCUAUAUAUGAGCUUCUCUAAAAGAAAAUUCAAGUUCCCACGAUUUGAUUCAUCAGAACAAAUCUGUAAAAUGAUGUGAUGCCCAUUUAGAUGCCACUGUAGUCUAGUCUUGAAUUUUUGGAGAAGAGACUAAUAGACAUGAGCUUUUUACUAUGUUAUCCAAGACAUAGUCAUGUGGUAAUGUAAAGAUGAGAUGGAAACAGAUUUGCAUAUAUUUCCAUAAAUUAAAAAUCACUUUAUCCCAGAUGACCUAAUCUCUUGAAUCUCUAUUUUGAAAUGAAAAGGGUGAAGCCAACCAAGAUCCCCCAUCCUGUAAAGCUCCCUUGAAAGCUGAAGUCUUUGCAAAUAUAAUUUGUUUGCCUUAAUGGAAAAAACUUAAUGCCAACUUUUCCUGUUGAAUUGUUCAAUCUAGGUGUAUAGAUUAAUUGACUUUCAUUUGAGAGAAUGAGAUAGAAAUGAAGGAUGAGGUAUGCAAUGGAGUGGAUUCAUCAAAGAAUCAUUCAGAAAGGUCACUAGAGAAUCUCUUUAACUUGUAACAAAUGUGCAACCUUAAUAACUAAUUCCUCUAAUGAAUGCAUACCAUGGAAAGCAUUAUCUGGUGGAGAUUAUACAUCAUGGAACCCACCAAAAUCAUUAGAGUUAGGACCUAGGUUGGUUUGUUCAAUUUUGUGUAUUAAUUAUGAUUGAGUGUAUUCGGAGCAGUUGUACAUUUGAGUAUCAUCCAUCUUUGAGGAAGAAAGUAGAAGGUAUUAAAAAUAAAUAAAUGAAUUGAGGCAAUGUUCCAGAUCCUGUAUAUAUUUGAAGUGAAAGCAGGCCAAAAUGAGUAAGCUCUUUUAGUAAGUUUUAGGAAUAGAGAGGUGAAUGUUGUUUCUCUUCCAUGCCAUUGAGUCUCCAGAACCUUGACAUAUUGAAGGGGAGAUAACACUUCAACAGAAGUGAGUCCUGAGAGACCAACAGUUCUGCUUCCAUUUUAGGCAUAGAUCCAACUUAUUAAAUGAUAUCAUUUGAAAUGUAAUUUUUGGUCCUAAUUCUGUAAUGAGUGCGUAUCCACAGUUUUUUUUUUUCUUUUGAGUUGACCUUACUUUACCCCUACCUCUUCUUUCCCCAAUGACAAAUAACAUUUCUAUCAAACAUUAUGGGGAAGAAAAAUCAGAAAAAGAAAAUAAAACUGACCUAUAAGAGUAUUAAGGACAUAAUAUGAUGAUACUUAAUUUGUAAAGAAUAAAAUAUGUAACAAGGGGAAGACUGUUCACAUUACACUUAUGCAAAUUAAAUGUCUUUAAUGUUCAUCAUUUAUCUUCUGUUUUAAAGGUUAUUUGCCCCCAAUUAUACAAUAUAAGUGUGGUGAGGUCUGGCUUGAGCAGUAAUUUAUUUGACAGAUAUCCCAUCUAAAAAUAUGUAAUGAGGAAAGGUAUCUUCCUUGUUUAAUGAAAACAUUAAUGUGUCAAUAGCCUAUAUGGAUAAUGUUUGACAUUUAGUAGUUACAAAAAUAAAUUAACAAGUUGAACAUACAAAUGCUGGGGAAAUGUGCAUUCUGUGUUCAGGUGGAAUGAUGAUCUCAUUCUGUACAGAAUAUGCUUUCUUGGCAGUGAAUGUGGUGCCAGAUUUCAAAUAGGGAGCAAAGUAGGGCUUUUGCAAUCCAAAGGGUUUUUAGUUAAGAUCAUAUAGUCUAAUACUCUGCACUUUUUUUGAUGUUUAACAAUACAUUUAAUUUUUGUAUAAUUCUUUGUAUAAUGCAAUGUGUAACACCGAAUUUACUUGGAAAUAAAUUGAAAUAUGAUAACUC
Molecule: messenger RNA, 6026 nt
Organism: Monodelphis domestica (gray short-tailed opossum)
Lineage: Eukaryota; Metazoa; Chordata; Mammalia; Didelphimorphia; Didelphidae
Gene: SLC26A7
Product: solute carrier family 26 member 7
Biological process (GO): transmembrane transport
Cellular component (GO): membrane
Source: RefSeq, a predicted model, not a curated record